Oikopleura dioica is the source of this 1119-nucleotide messenger RNA. NCBI's taxonomy places the organism in Eukaryota, Metazoa, Chordata, Appendicularia, Copelata, Oikopleuridae. The record is from the annotation of a GenBank genome assembly.
AUGGCCAUUUUCAACAAUCAUUACACAAAACUCCAAAGGAAGAUUCUGUUCGACGAUAUUUUCAUUGACAGACAAUCUUGUAUCGCAAAAGUCCCAAUUUCUUAUCGCACGAUGAAUAUGCUCAAAACGGGCGACGUCGUUUUCUACCUUGAAAAAUGCGAAAUCAAGCAGGCGACAUACCUUUGUUCAUCCCUCCGAUCCCGACUGAGUCCUAGAGAAAUCGUAUCAGAACUUCUCGGCUCAGAAAGCGAGCUAAGAAUGUACUGCAAACAGUAUGGCAUCUACAAAAGCGGAGAAAGAGCUAAUGGCUUUGCUCUGGCAAUCGAUGUUCAUCGGCAUAUCGUCAAAACGCUCGGAACUCAUGAAUGUUUAUGGAAGCUCUCUCACGACCGGGCGCUAGCGAUCAGAGCAGAAGCAAGAAAAGAAACCCCGAGCACAAGUACCAGCAGCCAGGAAAUCAAGGAAGAGAACCAAGUCGAAGACGAUGGAAUUUCCGACAUUUCCGAAGCCUCGCAAACAGAAUCAGAAAUGAACGAAAGGCCGAAAAAUGUCCCAAUCAGCAUGGGAAUCUUACCGAUCGAGCUAGCUGGUGAAUAUGAGGGGCCAACAGCUGGAUUAGAGUUUACUUCCCGACCAUCGAUUCCACUUGUUCCUGUGCAAAUGUGUCCGGAAUUGCCAAGUACUUCAAAGAGCAUCAGGCCGCCGGAUAGAAGCAAGCAGAGAAACGUACUGUCGUUACAGCAGAAGAUCAAAAUUAUCCACCAACAUGAGAAAGAAGGUCUUUCUUAUCGAAAACUCGCUGCGGAAUAUGGAGUUUCUGCCCCAGCAGUAUUCUAUCUCAUCAAAAACAAGGAGCAAAUCAUGAGCGAUUAUGCAAGAGGAUGUCCCCCUGAUCGGAAAAUUCGGAGACAAGAGCAUUUUGACGCCUUGGAUGACAAAUGCGCAGAGUGGCUACGAGCUCAACCCUUUCCAGAGCAUGUCCCAAAAGUCGCCAUCCAAGAAGUUGCCCGUCAAUUUGCAAAAGAACUUGGCCACAAAAAUUUUAAAGCGUCCUAUGAUUGGCUUUCCAGAUUCAGCGAAAGGAAGAACUUGAAUCUUUCCAGAAGCAGUCUGAGAUGA